AGCUUUCGUUGCUAACUCCAGAGACAGAGGAAGAAAAUGCUUAAUGACAAGAAUGCACUCCAAGAAAUUCCCACCAUCCAAGAACGACUAGCAGAAGAAAAAGAGCUCCUUCUUUUAAAAGAAAUCAUCUCCAUGGACUCCUCCUCCUCCUUUAAUGACGAUCCCACCAGCACCACCACUCGCUUCUCCAACCUUCGCCUCUGUAAUCACCCUCCCUGCUUCUCCUGCGGUUGCAAUGGAAACUCUCUCACCGGCACCUCCUCUGCCUCUCUCAAACGUCCCUCCUCUGAAACCAACACUCUCCAACCAAAUUCCAAGAAACCCAACAUCAAACCCACCUCACUCUGCGGCUUCUCCAAGAUUCCUCUGCCCACGGAAUCGGCUCCCAACACAUCGCCGAGCAAUCCUUUUCUCCGACGCUGCAAUUCUGAUCCUUGUGACCCACUCCCCACCCAAGUAUUGGCUGAAACACCUCAGUCUCCCCAGUCACAGAACGCUAAUAUAGCGUCCCCUGGGACUCCGUUGUCGGCGUCGAAGUUUCCGCCUAUGCCUUCCACUUUACGGCGGUCGGUGUCAGACCCAAAUCCGUCUCCGGCCCCUACUUUUUCCAGUUCAUGCGACAGGGUGGGGGAGUACGAUGUUCGUAAUGCAAAGUGGGCGACGAAAUUUAAUGAUUGUAUGAAAGAAAUGACUCGAAAAUGGGAGGAACUGCUCGGUUUUGAAGAAGAUAAGGGCAGGCAAGAGAACCACAACAAGAACGACAGCAACAGCAUUGAGAACAGCAAUGGAAAUAUGGAUAAUUGUGAGGAAGCAGUGACGGUGGAGAAGGCUGGGGAUUGUUUGAUUAUCCAUUUCAAGUGUCCUUGUGACAGAGGUUAUCAGAUUCUGCUCUCUGGGAAAAACUGUUACUACAAGCUCUUGUAGACUGUUAAUCAAUCAACAACGAGAAACAUCAUCAAUACUCUGUUUCGUUUUGCUCUUCGUUUAGAUUCCAUUUAGUGUUUCUUCCUGUAUAAUCUUUUGAAGAUGGAUUAAGUUCUCAUAAUUCUGAGAUUUUUUGUGCCACUGAUAAAAAUGCUUCCUUUACUAGUAAU
Messenger RNA from Mangifera indica (mango), 1094 nucleotides. RefSeq lists its product as uncharacterized. The transcript has 3 exons. The coding region runs from base 37 to 924 and encodes 295 amino acids. The record is from RefSeq and is a predicted model, not a curated record. NCBI's taxonomy places the organism in Eukaryota, Viridiplantae, Streptophyta, Magnoliopsida, Sapindales, Anacardiaceae.